Messenger RNA from Gymnodraco acuticeps, 4791 nucleotides. RefSeq names its product ring finger protein 111 (gene rnf111). Lineage: Eukaryota; Metazoa; Chordata; Actinopteri; Perciformes; Bathydraconidae. The record is from RefSeq and is a predicted model, not a curated record. Gene Ontology annotation, biological process: positive regulation of DNA-templated transcription; ubiquitin-dependent protein catabolic process; positive regulation of transforming growth factor beta receptor signaling pathway. The coding region runs from base 285 to 3353 and encodes 1022 amino acids. The transcript is spliced from 16 exons. Gene Ontology annotation, molecular function: SUMO polymer binding; SMAD binding; ubiquitin protein ligase activity. Gene Ontology annotation, cellular component: nucleus; cytoplasm.
GCUGUGUUGUAUGUAUCAGGCGAACAGACGACCUGCUGGGUAAACAAGAGUGGAUGCAUCGAAAGGCAGGAAUGGCAACUUCGUCGAGGGCUUAUAGUGCGACAUUUCUACUCAGUCAAAUAGAAACACAAUAGACAGGAUAUCACCUCUCAUGUUACAAAAAGGACGGUGACAUAUUUUGAGAAAAGGACUUAGACCCAGGUUUUGUGAGAUGCAGCGGAUAGGUGCCUAAGAGCUGAUGCGAGAGCCCUUUCUGUUUACCCUUUGAGGACGCACCUGCCACCAUGAAGAGUGAGGUGCCAACUGAGGCCCCCAGCAGACAGGAGCAUCUGAAGGAGCCGCUGGUGAACCCAGAGCCCAUGGAGGCAGCCAAGAGCUUCCCUGACAACAUGGAGGUGAUCGGAAAGGCAGGCAGUGAAUUUGAAACCCUGUGUGAGUCCAGGCAUCGGCCCCUGAGGGACACAGGCACACACAGAGACUCAGAACGGACCCUACCUGGGCGCAGAAAAAGAAAAGGCCAACAGGCAGGGCCCUCAGACUGCUCGCUGAAGGAGGGCCACAUCAGUGAGAGUUCACUGGCCCCGCAGCGUCCCAGGGUAGAACUUUUACAGCACCCCAGUGAGGACGAACAUAAUCACGAUUCCUCCUUUAGUGACUGUGCUUCUUCCCCUUCCUCGAGCCUGCGAUUCGGGGACUCAGACACUCUUAGCUCAGAGGAGGAGGGGGGGGAAGCUGGAGCAACAGGGGGCCAACACAAGGCUCCUGCUCUGACGACAGGCGGAGCCGCUGGAGUUGGCCUGCGCCCUGUUCUGGGUCGAACUCGGGGGAAUCGCUCUCAUAAGUGGGUGCGGUCUGAAGCUGAGCCAGUGCUGCUGAAGCGGCCGUGUCUGAGCAGCCGGCGGCCUCUUCAUAGGAAGCGCUUUUUGAAAACACCUCCUGGAGGGGGUCAGCGGACUCAGAAGCAAAAGGAAAGACUACUACUGCAGAAAAAGAAACGCGAAGUGAUUGCACGAAGGAAGUAUGCUCUACUCCACAGCACCAGUAGUUCCAGCGAGGAGCUGAGUAGUAACUCUUCCUCCCCCUCGUCUACGGAAGCAGAAGAUGAGCUGUAUGUAGAUGUCAGCAGCACCAGCAGCCAGCCCAACAGUGCUACUGUAGCCACAGGUGCCCUGGAUGAGGAUGUGGUUGUGAUCGAGGCAACUCCUGCUCCAACUCCUGCUGUCCCUGCAAGCGAGGAGAUCAACGUCACCUCAACAGACAGUGAAGUGGAAAUUGUCACAGUCGGAGAUGGUUUCAGGUCUCGCUCAGUGGGGGGUCUUAGCAGGAUUUGGUCUAGCAGUUGCUCCCAGAAUCGUCUCCAGGAGCCACGCGGACGUCACCGACUCUCCACUGUCAUCCAACCACUGCGUCAGAAUGCUGGGGAGGUGGUGGACCUCACUGUGGAUGAAGAUGAUCUCACAGUUGUGCCAACAACCUCUGGCAGCAUUCACCCUCAAACCGUCAGGUCGUCCUCUUCAUCAUCUUCUCAUCAUGCCUCUACCUCAGAGCUCAAUGAUGCACCGGGCCCUUCCACUAGCUGCUCGGGCUCAAUACCUGAAAGUAUGCACACCCAGAGGCUGAGUGGCUCCAGCCGCACAGCCACAGAGGAUGACAGCAGAACAGGUUUGUCUGGUACAGCAGGAGAGAACGCUGGCGCAGCCAUGCCUCGGCUCCCGUCCUGCUGUCAGCAGCACUCCCCGUGUGGAGGCCCCUCCACCGGUCACCUGUCCCUGAGCCACUCCCACUCAAGCUGCCUGCAGGCGGCGUCCUCUCAGCAGACCGGGGGCCACGUUCACAACCACAGCAACGCUCACCACUUCAUCCACCAUGUCCACCACCCCGCUCCACAGCCCCCCGGGACCCUGCCCUUUCAGGAGCCCAGCUGCCCCGUGGAGCGGCCCAGUGCUCUGCCCGCGUCCUGUGCUGGAGUUGGCGGCACCGGCAACCCGGCCCACUACCACGACCAGCAAAAUCUGCCGGUGGACCUGAGCAACAGCAGUGUUCGGACCGGUGGGAACAACGGCGCUAGUUUCCAUGGCAGCACCUCGGCCUUUGACCCGUGCUGCCCGGGCUCCACCUCACGGCCUCCUGCUUUCGUUUCCCAGGCUGCACCUGGGUCCAGCCAGCCCGCUGCGGUGGACUCGUUCGGCCCCCCCAUGGUGGCGCAGCCCCAGCCUCCGACACAGCCCCAGCCCUGCAGACAUUACAUGCACCCCUAUGGCUCUCUAGCACGCUCGCUGCAUCAUCAGCCCCCCUCCGCCUGCCCUCAUUCCCAUGGGAACCCCCAACUCACACCGCAGGCCCCUACACAAGGGGAUUAUGUCAUUCCCCACACUGUCACCUUUCAUCCGCCACUGCCAUCCCACCCUUCAGGCCACGCUGUGCCCCCUGCCCCUCCCCCUCCUCUGUCCACCCACCACCUCUCUAGUUCCAGUGCCCCCCUGGCCCAGCACCUGCCUGCGGACCACCAGGCCCUGCCGCACCACAUGCCGGCGCUGGGGGCCUCGGUGCAGCGGCUCCAUCAGCACGAGAUGCUGCAGAGGAUGGAGGUCCAGAGGCGCAGGAUGAUGCAGCACCCUACACGAGCACACGAGCGCCCGCCCCCCCACCCUCACAGGAUGCACCCCAACUACGGCCAUGGACACCACAUCCAUGUUCCUCAAACUAUGUCUUCCCACCCCCGCCAGCCGGAGCAGAGAACAGCAUGGGAGCUUGGCAUCGAGGCUGGAGUGACUGUGGCCCCUUACCCUUCAGGGCACCUGCACUCCCACCUGCCCCACUACCACCCUCCCCCCAGACUGCACCACUUCCCCAUCCCCUUCAUGCACACUGGCAUAUCUGAAGUGACCUACCCGCACAUUCGGUACAUCUCAUCUAGAAUGACUGGCUUUGGAAGAACCUAUGAGGACCUGCUGCAUUUAGAGGAAAGAUUGGGGACUGUGAACCGAGGAGCAUCUCAGGGAACCAUAGAGAGGUGCACUUACCCACACAAGUACAAGAAGAAGGUGUUGGAGAGAGACAUUGACCCAGAGUUAACCCCUGAAGCCUGGGCAUCUAUUGGGAAAAAUAUGCUCGCAACCCCAGAAUCGAGAAAGCUGCUUAUUAAGCAAGACGAAGAAGAAGGGGCAGAUGAAGAAGACACAGAAGAAAAAUGCACCAUCUGUUUGUCAAUACUGGAGGAGGGGGAGGACGUCAGACGCCUACCAUGUAUGCACCUCUUCCACCAGCUGUGUGUGGAUCAGUGGCUCCUCACCAAUAAGAAGUGCCCCAUCUGCAGAGUGGACAUUGAGGCGCAGCUGUCUGCUGAGAGUUGAUGCUGUUUUUCUAACAAACCCUUUUGUUGAAAAUUUAUUUUGAGAUCAUAUUAAUUUUUCUCUUCAGUACUGCAGUCAACCAAAGAUGGCAUGAAUUACCUGCGCAGCUCUUCUACGAGAAAAUAAAAAAACACCUGACGAAAAAGCAUUGAGCCUAGAGUGCCAGCUACCACAUAUUACUACAACAGCUAGACUUCUCCAUUAAGGGUUUAAGAUUUUAUUGUAUUUAUAAAGCUUUUAUGUAGCUUUUGAUUGUUUCCUCAAGUGUCAUUCUUUGUUUUGUUUCUCUGCAUGUUUCCUUGCAAUGCAUUUCUUUGCACAUAUAACGUGGGCUUAACACGGCCUAACAACUCGCAGGUGAGGAUAGCUGCUCUAGUAAAGAUGCAUUUCUGUAAACCUAAUGCCUUGCUUUACUAGAAUACAAUGUCACCAUCCAGUUUUAAAAAAACAAACAUUGCAGGAUUCAUUUUACCAAUCAUUGUAUUGAUUAGUUUAUGUUUAGAAGAUGUGGAUUGUUAGUGAAAGAUGUUUUUUAAGUAAAUCAAGACAUUCCUAACUAGGGAAAUAUGUUAACAGAUCAGCUGCUGUAUUAGUGCACACCCAGUAUUUCUAGAGUGGAAAUAAACUUCAAUGUUCACCUCACCUCCCAGAAUAUGCACAUGCUUUGCUACGAUCACACCUCCCUCCAGCACUUCAUUUGACUAAAGACACCGUUAUCACCGCCUGACGUAUUUUAGAGGAAAAGGAAAAUGUCACCUGCCUCUCUCGACUGUUCUUCAUAAACUGAGCGAGUGUUGGGUCCUGCUCUGAGUUUUUUCUUCAUAUUUCGGGGGUUGCGCCCCGCAGACAGGCCUGUGAUGGUUAGUAAGGUUUCUGUAAGAUGAUCUCAGGUCUAAAUGUGUGCAAGACAUUUCACAUGAGCCUGCAACCUGGGAUCAUUUUGUCAAUUUCAUACUGGCAGUGGCAUUGAGUUCCUGUGUGUGUGUGUGUGCGUGUGUGUGUGUGUGUGUGUGUGUGUGUGUGUGUGUGUGUGUGUGAAAUACACAGCUCAAUUCGGGAUAAAUAUUUACUGUUUGUUCUCACACUUCAAAACCGUUUUAUCCACCCUCCCUUUUGUCUCUCUGUAGUUGAGCAGCGGUGCCCAUUUUGGCUGCUGCUGAAAGAAAAACACACUAAUACUGUUGACUAACUCACUCGCAUAGACUUGCACAAGAGAGAAAAAGGUAGGAGAGUAGUUGUGAAUAUGACGUGCGCUGAGGCCAUGUAUUUCCACUCUGAUGAAUAUUAAAAAAGGUAAAAAACGAUAUUUUGAAUGGAGUGUUGAAAUGCAGUAAAGCAGGUAUCCAUGCAUUCGUUGACUUAAAGGCACCAGGAUCAUAUUCUGUGGGAUUUAUAUUAGUUUUAAAAGAUAAUAUUAAUAAACUUGGAUAACUCUUAA